Gadus morhua (Atlantic cod) is the source of this 2605-nucleotide messenger RNA. RefSeq lists its product as uncharacterized. Gene Ontology annotation, molecular function: protein binding. The record is from RefSeq and is a predicted model, not a curated record. Lineage: Eukaryota; Metazoa; Chordata; Actinopteri; Gadiformes; Gadidae.
AUGAUCUGAGCAACAAGGACAUGAGCUGCCCCCAGCUACUCCGGGCCCAACUGAAUCUGACUCCUUACACCACCAAGAUGGAGACGUCUACCCCAAUACGGAAUCAAGCUCGCCGGUCUUGUAGCUUUGGAGACGGUAGAAGGAGCCCUAGCUUCCCUAUUAUAGGACAGACCGCGGCCCAGAACCAGGAAGAGGAGGGGUCGUCACGACAACGACGCAUAACCAUUGCGUCCUACAUGCCCCAGUCGUCUAAGGACCAGAAUGGAAACUUUGCAGAGAAGGACAACAACGGGCACGGGGCCAAGGCUCUCCCAGGACUCAACACAGAUGAAGUCUGCCAAUGGUUUAGCAGUCUCGGACUGCAGAGAUGCCUCCCUUUCAUCAGAGAGGGACACCUGUGUGGCGCAGACAUCGCCUCCGUGGACGCCAGCACCCUGGAGAUGCUCCACCUGUCCACGCCCGAGGACCGGGAGCUGCUGCUGUCCAACAUCUACAGAGAGCUCCACCCGCCCAAUAGCCUGACCCGGAGACUGGACUCUCUGAUCGAAACAUUUGGGCCUCAUAACAACGUGGAGAGCUUUACCGCGGCGCUCGUGUCCAUGAGCAAGUCCAUGUCCGCCCCUCACGUGAGCGGCCUCACCGCGAUGCCUUCCUCCCUAAUGCUCAGAGCCAAGAGCAGCAUGGGGCAGAGGAGCACUCAGCUGAUAGAGAUCACCGUUCAUGCAUUAGAGCAAAUCGUCCAUCUGCGUACGCCAAAAGAAACCACAGUGGGGAAGGUCAAAGAGUCCUGUGUCAAGAUGCUGGGCCUGACAGAGGAUACGCACACCUUUACGCUCAAAGACAACACAGGGCUAAGCGAUGGACUCUCAGCCAAUCAACAGAUUGGCAACAUGUUGACAACCUCCAAGAGACAACUGGAGUUGCACCUGUGUAAAAAGGACAAACAAACAGAAGGCGAGACCUCAAAAGUGAACGGUUCUCAAUACAACGUAAACCAGAAUGUGCAGCCAGCGAAAGAGGAGAAGAUCAAGGAACUGAACCAGCAGGUGGACUCUCUGCAACACGUCAUCCUCCAGGUCCAGGAACUCCACCACGGGCUGGUGGCCUUCUGCUCUGAGCUGAAGAGCGUGGACGUGGAGGUGGAUGUGACGGAGCUCAGUCCCGUCGAGCUGAGACAUCGGUUGGAAUCGGCCCAGAGCCAACUGCAGGAGAAGAGGCAGAGCCUUCAGAACCUGAAGGAGAACAUCAGCAACGCUGCAGCACAGAGGAACAUGGAAUGGCGCUCGGAGAUCCGCCUCAUUGACAAGAUGAAACUGAACUGUCAGGUGUUCAAGGCGGAGAUCUCCGUGGUGCAUCUCAACAGACAGGUGGCCCACCUGAAGAAUGCUCUUCAGGAUCGCUGUGAUAAGGAGAGACCUCCAGCAGAGCCAAGCCCUGCCGUGGGUCCCUUGAGCCAGCUGCUGUCCCCGCAGUGCCCAGCCUUGCUGCUGGUGGUCCAGGCGUGCCCGGGGCCCGACAGCCGAUACGGCUUCUCCUGCUGCUCCAGGGGGGCCGGUCAAGGCCUGGUGGUCACCCAGUCGGACCACUCCCAACUCUGCCUGGAGGACAGGCUGGUGGAGGUGAACGGCGUUGCCGUGGUGAAUUCCACCGAGGAAGACCUCCACGGCCUCCUGCUGCAGGGGGGCUCCAGUGCCCAGAUCGUAGUCCUGCGAAGGCCCUCGCUAAGGCCCGCCUCCUGCCAGCCCCCUGGGCCUGUCCAUCAACCGGCUCACCAUGUGCCUCCCCCCGCCGGCUCUCCGGAGGGGGGAGCGGUCGUCAAGGAAACCCCUCCACAGAGGAAGCUGAUAGCCAUUUGAAGAAUUUGUCGUUGUGUGUAAUAUGUGUGUGUGUAGUGUGUAGUGUGUGUAUAUUCGGGAUGUGUUGUGGGUAAUAUGUUGUAGGGAUUGUGUUAAGUUGUGUGUAAUGUGCGUGUUCAUGUGGGCCAGGGAGAGAAAGAGAGAGAGAGUGAGCGAGCUGAUGUGAGGGGAGACAAUGUGUAGCAGAGUGAGGAGAGAGGAGAUAGAGGGAGAUGGGGGGCAGUGAUGGCGUGGUGCUAAGUCCGCAUCAAGUCAAGCUUUAGCUGUCGCUGCCAAAUUAAUAGAGAUAACCUACUUUGUAGUUGUGUUGGUUAAAUAAAAAAGAAUGGUCUCGCCGUCUGUCCAUUUAUUCAAGAACCGUUACAAACGAGUACAUCCAAAGCGGGGGCAGGAGAGGUGUCCUCGUCUCGUUGAGGAGGGGCGGUGGGGAGGGAAGAGGAUUUAAAGGGAAUUGGAGAAUGUGGGUCCCGGUCGUACAACAUCAUGUCGUUUUUCACGAGUUUCACGGUCUAGCACACAUGGGUCAUAAUCCCAGACCUUAUCAGGAGCACACAAUACAGUGAGACUCUAAGAUUCGGUAAGAAUGUUUCCACCUCCAGGUAGUGACCUGAGGGAGAGGGUGAGAGCUUCAGCCAGCACGAGCAAAGACAUAAUCAGGGCGUUGCAUGGAGGGUAAUGAUAAUCCUCCACCCGAAAUGACAAAGGGAGACUUAAGAGAGGUGGGAAAAACAGGUGGUGAUUGAGCGCCU